AUGGAGGUCGUCAACGACAUUCCAACCGCCCCGACAUCCAAGCCAGGCUCCGGUUGGUCUACACCAGUUUCGCAGGACUCUUCCAUCUCUUCCGAUCAAGUCGCAAGGGAUGAUGUGGCUAUCAUUGGCAUGGCUUGUCGUACAGCAGGCGGUAAUGAUACGCCUGAGAAACUCUGGGACUUUCUUAUGGAUAAGAAGGAUGCUUCCGGAGACAACCCCAGCUGGCGAUGGGAACCUUGGGUCAAAAGAGAUCCCCGAAACGCAAAAGUCAUUGAGAAGACCAUCUCCAAGGGCUACUUCAUUCCCGAUCUGGAGAAUUUUGAUGCUUCAUUCUUCAGCAUUUCUCCCAAAGAGGCUGAGCAAAUGGACCCGCACCAGCGACUUGGCCUGGAGGUGACAUGGGAAGCCCUCGAAGACGCCGGCCUUGAUCCGAAAUCCCUCUCCGGAUCCGAUACUGCCGUGUACAUGGGUGUUGAUUCCGACGAUUACUCGAGACUCCUUCUCGAAGAUAUACCAAACAUAGAGGCAUGGAUGGGCAUAGGAACAACUGCCCAUGGCAUUCCCAAUCGGAUAUCUUACCAUUUCGACCUCAUGGGACCUAGUGUUGCCGUCGACGCUGCCUGCGCAUCGUCACUGUGUGCAGUCCAUGCAGGGCGCCAGGCCGUCCUAAACGGCGAGUCCAAAGUGGCCAUAGUCGGCGGAGUCAAUGUUUGUCUAUCUCCAGCUUUGUUCCACAUGUUGGGUGCCGCGGGUGCUCUCUCCCCCGACGGCGUCUGCCUCUCCUUUGACGACGAUGCUCAUGGGUAUGCACGAGGAGAAGGGGCGGCCGUCUUGAUCCUGAAGCGCCUCUCCGACGCCAUUGUGGACGGCGACCGCGUUCUCGCCACUCUCAAGGGCACGGCCAUUGCGCAAGACGGCAAGACCAACGGCAUCAUGGCCCCGAAUGCCAAGGCCCAGGAGCUGGUCGCGCGCAAGGCGCUGAAGGUGGCCGACGUCGAGCCCCUGUCCGUGGGCUACGUAGAGGCGCACGCGACUUCAACGUCUCUAGGCGACCCGACAGAGAUAUCUGCCAUUUCUGCCGUCUAUGGCGCUGGACGGCCUCGAGAUGCGCCUGUCCACGUUGGGUCCAUCAAGCCCAACGUCGGCCACCUCGAAGCUGCGGCUGGAGCCAUCAGUCUUGUCAAGGCCGUCAUGGCUGUUCGCAGAGGGGAAAUUCCACCCCAAGCAAGGCUGAAGAAGCUCAAUUCUAGAGUUGAUUGGGACAAGUCCGGUCUGCAAAUUGUCAGAGAAAAGGUGGUUUGGGAUGAGUCAAAUGGCCCUCGUCGCGCUGCCGUCUGUUCCUACGGAUACGGCGGUACCGUAUCGCACGCCAUUAUCGAGCAAUCGCCACUUCCAGUCGCCGUCAGCCAGAAUAGAAGAUCAGACACUCCCACGCUACUAGUUCUAUCGUCACCGCAGGAGAAGAGAUUGACGAUCCAGAGCGCCGUUCAAGCCGAGUGGAUCUCUGACAAAGGUCGAGCUCAGGGCCUCGACACUAUUGCCUCCACCUUGGCGCUGCGUCGCGCUCACCAUGACCACCGCGCAGCAUUUGUCGUGUCCAAUCAUGACGAAGCCUCUGAAGCAUUACUUUCGUUCACCAAGGGCAUGACCCGCGAUUGGAGCGCACAAGGCCGCACUUUCGCCAGCGGCCCCAGUAAAGACGUGGUCUGGGUAUUUUCCGGACACGGCGCCCAAUGGGGAGACAUGGGAAAGGAACUCCUCCUGGAUCCCGUCUUUUACCAAACAGUGUCUCCACUGGAUGAUAUCGUUCUUCAGGAGCUUGGAUACUCUGCGAUUGAGACUCUGGAAGCGGGCAACUUUCAAGACUCGGACGUGAUUCAGGUUCUCACCUAUCUCGUGCAGGUUGGGCUCAGCGAGGUCCUCAAGUCCAGAGGGGUGCAACCUCGAGCAGUCAUCGGACACUCGGUCGGAGAGAUCGCAGCAUCAGUUGUCGUUGGAUGUCUGACUCCAAGUGAGGGUGCUCUUAUAGUGACGCGACGUGCACGCCUGUACGCCCAGGUCAAGGGUCUCGGCGGGAUGGCUCUGGUCAAUCUGCCCUUUGCCGAAGUGGCGGCUGAGCUAGGGGACCGUGAGGAUCUUGUAGCUGCUAUUGAUUCCUCCCCAAACUCAUGUGUCGUCAGUGGUGCCAUUGCUGCCCUCGCCGAGUACGAAGAAAAGUUGAAACAACGCAAUAUCAGGUCCUUCAAAGUCAAGACUGAUAUUGCCUUUCAUAGUCCCAUGCUGAAAACUCUGUCAGCAUCACUGGAAACUGCACUAUCCAAGGUCCUGAAGCCCCAACUACCCGUCAUCAAAUUGUACUCGACUUCAAGGAAGGAUCCAAGAUCUCAAGUUGCGAGAGAUGCUGACUACUGGAUUAAUAACAUGGUUCAUCCCGUCUGGCUCACCUCUGCAGUCAAUGCUGCAGUCGACGAUGGCCACCGUGUGUUUCUAGAGGUCUCGUCUCAUCCCAUUGUGUCGCAUUCGAUCAACGAGACGCUGAUGGAGAGAGAUCUCAAGGAGUUUGCCAUUAUCCCCACAAUGAAGAAGAGCCAGCCUACCGAGAAGAGCAUUCUCCAUGCCAUUGCCCAAUUGUACGUGGCGGGUGCUCAGGUGAACUUCUCGGCCUUUAUCGGGAGCCAGUGGUGCGCCGAGGUUCCAGGAUUUGUAUGGAGCCACAAGCCGUUCUGGAAGGACGUCUCGACAGGCUGGUCGGGUGAUGAGGGCAUACACGAUAUCGACAAGCAUACCUUGCUUGGCAGGCGUAUAGUCAUUGCGGGCUCUAGUACCACUUUAUACACCACCAGGGUCACCGAGGCGACUAAGCCCUUCCCAAGGGCUCACAAACUGCAUGGUACUGAUAUCGUUCCUGCUGCAGUCUACCUGAAUACCUUCUUUCACGCGACGAGCGCCGCUGUCAUUUACGACAUGACGUUGCGAACCCCACUUGCUAUUACCGAUGCCCCUCGAAAUAUUCAAGUCAUUGCAGACGGUGAAAAUGUCAAGAUUGCUUCUCGUCUUGGCUCCUCUGACGACAAAUCAUGGGUCACGCACAGCGCAGCCCGCUGGGGUGUCGAUCCCCUUGAGCAGACUGCCUCGCCGGCCAAUCUGGACGCCAUCAAGAAGCGCAUCGGCAAAGUCCUACCAAACAACUUCUCUAUCGACUACCUCACUAGGGUUGGCGUGGCUGGUAUAGCCUUUCCGUGGGCCGUUACUGAACAUUACGGCAACUCUCGAGAAAUGCUUGCGAGAGUGGAUGCAGACCCAGACAGCGCAACAGUGUCGUGGCACUCAAGCUCUUGGGCUCCCAUCUUUGAUGCGGCUUCGUCAGUUGGCGCCACCAUCUUUUCCGACGAUGCGAAAUUGCGAAUCGUCUCGAAGGUUGGAAAGGCCAUGCUGUACUCGUCCCGACCGGCUCCAAAGAUCUGCUACCUCUACGUAGUGGAGACUGAAGCUGCUGUUAAUGAUUCUCUGAGCAGGUCUGCAGAUGUCUCGAUUCUCAGUGUAGAGGGCGAGCUCCUGUCCAAGUUUGAGGGACUGACGCUGACCGAAGUGGAUCCCGUGCCGAGAAUCAGCCAAGGUAUCGAAGGCCUGGUACACCAGCUGGCAUGGGCACCACCUCGUCUGUCUGAAAAACCGCUUGUGUUUGAUCAGGUAGUUCUCAUCUCAGAGGAUGGCAAGCUGCAUGACCGAUACAAGAUGGACUUGGAGGGACAGUUUCCAAAGGUGAUCGGCUUUAACAGUGCCCAAGAACUGAAGCAAGAGGCAGCAUAUAAGUUGCUGCAUGGCAAGACGUCUGCAGUAGUGUACUGCCCUGGGUCGAUUGGAUCGGCUGGCGACAUUGCCGGGUCAGCUCGCAAGUUCAUCUGGGAUGCGGCUACCGCAAUCAAGGCCAUCGUCCACAACAGCCUGGCUGUCAAGUUUUUCAUCGUCACCGAUGGAGUCUUUGCUGCCGGUUCCGCUGCGGCUCUCGCUCAAGGACCGCUCUAUGGCCUCGCCCGUGUCGUUGCCUUGGAACACUCCGAUAUCUGGGGUGGUUUGAUAGACAAUGAAGGUCCAGCAUUCCCUCUGUUGCCAUUCAAGUAUGUCCAAGGGCACGAUAUCAUCCGAUUUGUGGACGGCUUGCCUCGAGUAGCGCGAAUGAGGCCCUUUUCAAAAUAUCAACUACUCCCGGCCUCGAGCAACAAGACGUUGUUGCCCAAGUCCGAGGGCACCUAUGUCAUUACUGGAGGUCUUGGUGUCCUCGGUCUUGAAACGUGCGACUGGCUCAUUGAGAAGGGCGCGCGUCGCAUCGUCAUUGUCUCUCGCCGUGCCUUGCCGCCUCGUAGCCAAUGGACAGGGGCCGCAGAAAAGAUUCUUCCAAUUCUGAGGAGAAUCCAGGCCAUGGAGAGACUCGGUGCAAGCAUUCACGUAGUCUCUCUAGACAUUGGUGCUGAUGAUGCACAUGAUCAGCUACUCGCCUCUCUAGAGAGGCUUUCACUGCCCCCCGUCCUCGGAGUCAUCCACGCCAGCGGAGUGCUCGAGGAUUCACUGCUGUGCGACACCACAGCCGACUCAUUUGCGCGAGUGCUGUCACCUAAAAUCUCUGGUGCUCUCGCCCUCCACCGGGCCUUUCCUCCAGCCGCUGGACUUGACUUUUUUGUGCUCUUCUCAUCCAUUGGCCAACUCGUCGGCACAUCCGGCCAGAGCUCGUACGGUGCUGGUAAUGCCUUUCUCGAUACACUUGCCGCGCACCGUCGCGGGCAGGGCGAUAAUGCCAUUGCGUUUCAGUGGACCGCGUGGCGAAAUCUUGGCAUGGGCACAUCCGACUUUUUGGCCCUCGAGCUCGAGAGCAAGGGCAUCACGGAUAUCACGCGCAGCGAAGGCUUCCAGGCCUGGGAGCACAUGUCCAAGUACAAUGUGGACCAGGUUGUCGUGACUCGCUGUAGAACUCUGGACGCGGUUGAGCCGAUACCUUGCCCAUUACUCGAGGACAUUGCCGUGCGUAUUCCAAUUGCUCGAACCAGCGCUUCUUCGUCGAUGACGCCGGUUGUCAAGGCUGGAGAGGGCGGCGGCGGCAGCAAAGCCAGCAGUGGAGAUGCCCGCCCGACGAGCACAGUCGAGCUCAAAGCCUGGCUUAAUGUGAGACUUCGCGAGUGUCUCGCUUCUGUUUUGAAGAUUGACGAUAUUGAGGAGAUUGAUGAUCGUGUCGCGCUGACUGACAUUGGCGUCGAUAGCGUCAUGACCAUUGUGCUGCGCCAAAAGUUGCAGAGCGUGCUGAAGAUCAAGGUGCCGCAGACACUCACGUGGAAUUAUCCUACUGUCGUGGCCAUGGUGGACUGGUUCUUGAAGCAAUUUCAGGAUGAAGCUGCUUGA
Molecule: messenger RNA, 5391 nt
Organism: Pestalotiopsis fici W106-1
Lineage: Eukaryota; Fungi; Ascomycota; Sordariomycetes; Amphisphaeriales; Sporocadaceae
Exons: 2
Coding region: 1-5391 (1796 amino acids)
Biological process (GO): secondary metabolite biosynthetic process; fatty acid biosynthetic process
Molecular function (GO): phosphopantetheine binding; fatty acid synthase activity; 3-oxoacyl-[acyl-carrier-protein] synthase activity
Source: RefSeq, a predicted model, not a curated record